Molecule: messenger RNA, 1818 nt
Organism: Zygosaccharomyces rouxii
Lineage: Eukaryota; Fungi; Ascomycota; Saccharomycetes; Saccharomycetales; Saccharomycetaceae
Gene: SPO77
Product: Spo77p
Exons: 1
Coding region: 1-1818 (605 amino acids)
Source: RefSeq, a predicted model, not a curated record
AUGACUUUAAGUUUAAGAGACAUCAAUGGUUGCGAUUCUAGUUUGUUCAAUUACCGCCAUUUCUCUAAAAUUUCGAUUUUGAACGAUACUUUACAAAGAGGAAAUAAAAAGAAUGAUAGUAAUAGUGAUAGCAAUAGUAAUGAGAUUCACUUAGGAUUGGAUCGAUCAUUAAGACAAAUAUUCGAUAAACCUUUGAAAUCUAAUAAUGAAUAUGAAGGUGAAAAUUGGAGUGAAGCGGUUUGCAGUUCUAAGGCCAGAAUGAUGUCAGACAGAUUAUUAAAUAUUGAUAGUGAUAGUGUUCUCGAUUUUUCCUUAGCAUCAGCUCGUAAAUUAAACAACUUGGAUGGUUCAGUUCAGCUGUUUACACCGACGGUGGUUGCUAACAAUAGCCAAUUGAAUUUAGAUGAAUUAAAUGCUCACUUAUCAUUACUUUUACAAGAUACCUUAGACAUUAAGGAAACCGAUUCUCUAUUGAUGAAAUUGGGGUUACAGUUAAUUCCACAAACGGUUAAACUAAAUCAGGCGUUAACAAGAUUUGACAACGAUCCUAAGGGUAAAGCUACCAAUAAAAGUGUCAGCAAAUUCGUUGAGUUUUGUAAUCAAUCAAUUGAUGAAAUUUGGUUACCAUAUCUUGCCGAAGGGCUCAAUUUUGUAAAACAGGCUCUGCAAGUAUUGGAAACGUUUAAGGAUCAAUACACCAAGGUUGAAUUGAAAACAACUGCUGAUGAUGGAUUGAAACUUCUAAUUCAUCAGUGGUCAAUGUUAAAUUAUUUCCCUAUGGUAUUAAUCAACUCUUUAAAUUUUAAAGUUUUGUUUCCAUCUGAAAACAUUGGUAACUCCGAAACUCAGAUGGCGCUAACAAACAACGAAUUGUUCAAAAUAUUGUUCGUUACACUGUCAUUAGAAAUAAGCAAGACAUUUAUCAAAUCAGUUAAGAUUUUAAUGGAUUUAAAAGCCUACGAGAAGUUUGAAAAUAGUUCAAUUAUAUCAACUGUGGCUACAUUACUCGAUUCAACGGUUGAAACUCAUACUGGCGAAAUAAUGAUUGGUAUUGGUCAGUUGAUUAGAGAGUGGAUCACAGAAAGAUCUAAAAUCGAUCCUCUAUGUACAAUUGCAUGGAACCAAUGGUCUCAAAGUGUAUUGCAAGACUACAGAAUUCGUUUCCGUAAUGAUAUUUCCGCAUUUUCGUCGAGUACAGACGAAGGGGAAGAUGACGCUCAAUUGGCAGAAUUGAUGUUCGAUAAAUUUGACGUUGGUAGAAUAUUUGUGGAGGAAAUCUUCAAAUUUACACAACCGGAAAAAAAGGCAAAACCUACAUUUAAUGGCAAUUCUCUCGGCUGGCUAACUAUAUUUGAUGAGAAUGAAAAUAACAGUACUCAUGGAUCCCCAAAUCGCAAUGGUGGUGAACAUCUUUCGCCUGUCUACGCCAACAACACAUUAAGGAGUUUAUUCCCACCAAUAUCAUCAAGAAAUGCUAUUGUCGGAUCUAGUAAUACACUACGUACGGCUACUACUGCGAAUAACUGCAAGAAAGCCAUAGUCAAACAAUGGGCCCACACAUUGAAACAGAAAUUUCAAGAUUUUUUCCACUUACAUAGACAGCCAUCCAUCAUCUCAUCGGUACGUUAUUAUAGGGCCGCCACAAAUGCCGCGAACCUUCAUAACCACGCAACCCGCCAUCUCGCACCUUUUCCCGGAGAUAUUACUAUAUUCGCGGAGGAUCAACGCUCUCACGUUGAAAAGCUGACAAAAAAGCUGUAUAAGAAGGAGGAGAAGGGCAGACGGAAAAGAGAUGCGCUUCGAGUAAUAUUCAGUUAA